CAAACACACUCUACAAUCAACUUACAACUAUAGUACCCACCAUCCCUUUUCAGUUAUGAGGAUCUCCAAAACGUCACUGGCAUAUGGGCUAGCUCUCAGUUUGUCGAGCGUGUGUGGUAGAGCGGUGGAAUUAGGCUGCAUAGAAUUAGAAUACAGUCUCUAUAUAGGCGGUGAGACUUGUGGCCCACACGACUUGUGGCUGAAGUUUGCCGUAGAGCCCACUGGUUCGUGUGUACCUGUGCCCUCGACUGAAGUGAUCCAGGAAGGCUUCUACGCACGAGUCAACGCAGACGGGAGCAAUGAAGGAUUUGAUACAGAGCUGCAUCAGAGUGAGGACUGCUCAGGGGAGGCCUUCAUGAUUAUUCCCUACGACUAUAGAGCUGGAGACUGUGCUAGAGUAGACUCUGAAAUAGGAAUGAUACACGUGGAGAGCAGUUGCACACAACUGGCCACCGGUUACGAUGGAAACGGUAAUCUUGACGAGAAAAUAGAGGAAGGAGCAGCAGAUAUUGUACUUGCCACCGACCCGAAAAUCAAAUGCUGCGCUUGCCCCGAGGAGGAAGAAGACGAAAAUGAGCCCCUCGAACCGUUAUUCACACACAUGAACAGACGCCAAGAAACCAACAACGAGGUAGCUUUGAAUGCAGAAGAGAAUGGCGCCAACAAUGGUGGUGUCAGUGCGGGCGAAGAUGUAUCGGAAACCCCUGUCAAGCUCAACAAAGAUGGGCUCGAGGUCCCUGAUUGCUGUGUGUGCAGAGUGUAG
Sphaeroforma arctica JP610 is the source of this 763-nucleotide messenger RNA. RefSeq lists its product as hypothetical. The transcript has 2 exons. Lineage: Eukaryota; Ichthyosporea; Ichthyophonida. The record is from RefSeq and is a predicted model, not a curated record. Bases 56 to 763 code for a protein of 235 amino acids.